Molecule: messenger RNA, 270 nt
Organism: Macrosiphum euphorbiae (potato aphid)
Lineage: Eukaryota; Metazoa; Arthropoda; Insecta; Hemiptera; Aphididae
Source: the annotation of a GenBank genome assembly
AUGGACCAUUUGCAAGCAGAUAUUGAUUCACUAGAAACAGAAAAAGGAGAAUUAAAAAAUAAACUUAAACAUUUCUCAAAAAAAAUUCUUAUUGAGGUGACCGGUACUGGAAAUGAUAGUAAUAAACCAUGCCAAGAAUGUCCAUUCUUACAUAACAAAUUAAAGUUAACCAAAAUGGCACUAAAACAUGAAAUAGAUCAAAGAGCCAAACUUGAAAAUAAUUAUUGUGAACAAAUAUUUUCUCAAUUAAAACCUUUGCCUGUAAGUUAA